UACAUCACUUGUCGGUGACAUUGACACCACUAACGCAAAAUUUUCCAAUCUUUAGUCGACUUAAUUUCUUAAUUUGGCGUCCAGCACCAACAGAAUAAAAACCCACGUUGAUAACAUUCUUGAAUUGUGUGGUUUACUGCAGAAAUAUUCAAAGUGAGAUUCUUCUGUAGCUCAUAAAACAAAGAUCAAAGAGGUUGUGUUUGUUUAACUGUUGAUUUCCUGAAGUAAAUAUAACGAGCCGACAGCUGCCCCGCGAAUGUGAGUUCAUUUUCUUAAUUAUGAUCUGCGUGUGUAGUUUUCGAUGAAACUAUGACUAAUUGAUCGUAAGUUAUCUGUUUGUUCUCGUUCAUUUUGUUGAAAGACUGUGUGAUCGAUAUUUUCCCGAGUCGUUAAUUAGAUUGGUUUUCAAAAAUUAGGGUUUCAAUCUAGAUAAAUCUAACUUAAGACGAUCAACAAUACCCAUGUUUUGGAAUGUUUUCCAGAUUAAGGAUUCAAUCUGCCAAUGGUGAAAAAAGUAAGAUGAUCAACAAUACUUAUGAUCAAGAAGGUUAUGCCAAACGACAAAAGCUAUCAAACCCUAAUAUGAUCUCGAGACAAUACGCAGGUUUCCAGAAUCCAAGAAUUGUGAGGGUAUCACAGGCUUUCGGAGGAAAAGACAGGCAUAGCAAGGUUUGGACAGUUAAAGGAGUGAGAGACCGAAGAAUUAGGCUUUCCAUACCUACAGCUAUUCAAUUAUAUCACCUUCAAGAUCAGCUCGGGUUAACUCAACCGAGCAAGGUGAUAGAUUGGUUGCUUGAUGUCACUAAAGAUGAUAUUGAUAAGCUUCCACCCCUGCAAAUGGCACAAGAAGAUUUCAAGCGAUUCCAUCUUCCACCCACUAUUGUUCCUCACAAUUUCAAUUCUACACAACUUACUUUUUCUCCACUCUACAACAGUACUCCCAUUAAUGAUCACCAGAGAAUGGAAGGGAAGGAAGCUAUACUUUCUUUUUCUCCAUUCUUCAAUACUCCCAGUUAUGAUCAUCAAAGAACGGAAGGGAAGGAUGUUAUCAUAGAAAACAAGUGGAAUUCUUACAAUUAUCAGGACUCUGAUCAGCAGUUUUCGAACCUAUCUUUAUCAAGAUCUGAUAAAAAACUAGAUACUUACACAUCGCUAUUCCCUUCUUCAUCCGCUCCUCCAUUCGAGCCACAUAUUUUCUCGUGUUUUUCUGGCCCCGCAAAUCCUUCAUUCUUUCCUCCUUACGUAAUGCCAUUUGAAUUGUUGAGCUCGAGUUCUCCAUGCGUACCACCGAAUUCUCUUGUGCAGGUACCCCUCAACCUCAUCGACACUCAAGUGAAAGUACCGUUCGGGUUGAAUAUGAAUUCUAAGAUUAGUUCACAAAGCAAUAAUAACAAUGGUUGAUGGCUUAGCAUUUUGAAGAAGAGACAAAUAUCAAAUAUGUAAGUACGUAAUAAUUAAUGUUUCUCGUAAUGAAGUUUGGUGUGUAACUGGGUCGAUUAAUAUUAAAGAAUCAAUAUUUCCGACAAACAUAUAUUGUACUCGCUCUAAUGUGAUGAGAAAUACCAGAACUACAAUAAUGGACGAUUAUAAUAUAAAUAUAUCAAGAGAAAUAAGUUGGUAUGUAUAUAUAUUUUUAUCAUUUAUAACAAAUGAUGAAUAUUCGUGCAAAAUUAUAGUCUUUGCAAAAUAUUACUAAUGUUUUGUUUGUAAUGAAAAGGUACGUUACGUAGCUUCACCUAAUCAUGUACAAUUUGUGUUAC
Molecule: messenger RNA, 1760 nt
Organism: Lactuca sativa (garden lettuce)
Lineage: Eukaryota; Viridiplantae; Streptophyta; Magnoliopsida; Asterales; Asteraceae
Source: RefSeq, a predicted model, not a curated record